AUGUUAGCAGGCGCGGGGGUGGCUAAAAAGGCCCCGCCGCCCGGCACGGGUCUCGAUGCCGGUCCCUAUAUCACAGACUUUUUCGCUAACCUCCAGCCUGGUACCCAAGGAGGAAUCAUCAAACAUGCCCUUCAUAGACGACGAAUUGCUAUGGAAAAUAACGCAGCACAAUCAGUUGAAUUUUCAGCAAUGGAACUGAGUGCUUUCGUGGGUGCGCCAACAGCCUCCAGUGUGCCUUCAGAAGACGGGGAAGGUGUAUCAAGUGUUAGCGAGGAGCCAUUUGAUACCUUGGAUACAUUUUUACGAGAAUUACAAGCCGAUUUGGCGGAAGCGAGCCAACCGACUUCAACAACCACACCGCUCAGUACAAUAACCCCGUGUAGGCGCCAGAGGUAUAACAUCGCCGCAGCGAAUCCUCUUCUAGCCGAAAAAUUAGCCGCUCCGUCUAUUCAAUUAUCACCAGUGUCUUCUACAUCCUACGCCGCACGAGCAGAGAUCAAGUCUGAAGAGAUCAUCACCGAGGGCAGCAAAGGUAGGACUCUUUUUUACCCGCAAUUUAUUGCCAUAUAUUACCCUGAACUAUUUUCUUUACCAACUGUGGGCCUUACCGAUCAAAUAUAA
Messenger RNA from Cotesia congregata, 621 nucleotides. The record is from the annotation of a GenBank genome assembly. Lineage: Eukaryota; Metazoa; Arthropoda; Insecta; Hymenoptera; Braconidae.